Messenger RNA from Pelmatolapia mariae (spotted tilapia), 3351 nucleotides. Its product is annotated as NACHT, LRR and PYD domains-containing protein 12-like. Gene Ontology annotation, molecular function: protein binding. The record is from RefSeq and is a predicted model, not a curated record. The transcript is spliced from 11 exons. Lineage: Eukaryota; Metazoa; Chordata; Actinopteri; Cichliformes; Cichlidae. Gene Ontology annotation, biological process: intracellular signal transduction. Bases 31 to 3294 code for a protein of 1087 amino acids.
AUAAAGGGAGCUGCCACGUGAGCUUAGAGGAUGCAGGCUGACUCAGUGAAGAUGAAAAUAAAUGAUGUGAAGAAAGAGGGGGAACCAGCAGAGUUUCCAGGAUGCAGCUAUGUUGCAGUGAAGAGCGAUUGUUCCAAAGAAGAACCUCCAUACUUCAGUGCUGAACCAAAAGACAAUAACAGGAGUCCUGCUGGUGGAGGUCAGCAGCUGCCUAUGUGUGCUUUGUGUCAGGAUGUCCUGAAACAUCCAGUUUCUACUAGCUGUGGACACUGGUUAUGCAGACAACAAGCUGACUCAUACUGGGACCAGUCUGCUUCAUUAGAAGAUGACUCCUGUCCCCAUAAUGGAGAGAGAUCGAGCAAUGGACUGCAGUCAACUGGACAGAGGAGCUGUAUACAUACAGAUGUUGGUCUGCAGGAGGCUUUAGAUGAACAUAAGAUCAGUCUGAGGAGGAGAUGUGAACGUGUGACUGAAGGAAGUGAUGAAACAGGAAGUAGAACACUCCUCAACACCAUCUACACUGAGCUCUACAUCACAGAGGGACAGAGUGAAGAGGUUCAUAGCCAACAUGAGGUGAGGCAGCUGGAGACAGCUUCCAAGAUGGAUGCCCUCCAUGACGCUCCAAUCAGGUGCCAGGACAUCUUUAAAGCCUUACCUGACCAACAGAGACCCAUCAGAGUGGUUCUGACCAACGGCGUGGCUGGUGUUGGAAAAACCUUCUCAGUGCAGAAGUUCACUCUGGACUGGGCAGAGGGCUUGGAGAACCAACAUGUCAGUGUGGUGGUUCUGCUUUCAUUCAGGGAGCUGAACCUGAUCAGAGAUGAGCAGUACAGUCUUCUGGAGCUGCUCCAUGUUUUCCAUCCAACAUUACAGAAGGUCACAGCAGAGAAGCUGGCUGUCUCUCAGCUUUUGUUCAUCUUUGACGGCCUGGAUGAAAGCAGACUUUCAUUGGAUUUCACCAACAGGAAGCUGCUGUCUGAUGUCACACAGAAGUCAUCAGUCAGCCAGCUGCUGACAAACCUCAUCCAGGGGAAUCUGCUUCCCUCGGCUCUCGUCUGGAUAACUUCCCGACCUGCAGCAGCCAAUCAGAUCCCUCCUACAUGUGUUGACAGGCUGACAGAAGUACGAGGCUUCACUGACGCCCAGAAGGAGGAGUACUUCAGGAGGAGAUUCAGUGAUGAAGAGCUGUCCAGCAGAAUCAUCUCCCACAUGAAGACAUCCAGGAGCCUCCACAUCAUGUGUAGAAUCCCAGUCUUCUGCUGGAUCACUGCUACAGUUCUGGAGCACAUGUUGACUACAGAGCAGAGAGGAGAGCUGCCCAAGACCCUGACUGACAUGUACUCACACUUCCUGCUGGUUCAGACAAAGAGGAAGAAGAACAAGUACCAUGAGGGACAUGAGACGAGUCCACAGGAGCUGACGGAGGCUGACAGGGAAGUUCUUCUGAAGCUGGGGAGGCUGGCGUUUGAACAUCUGGAGAAAGGAAACAUCAUGUUCUACCAAGAAGACCUGGAGCAGUGUGGUCUGGAUGUGACAGAGGCCUCGGUGUACUCAGGAGUUUGUACAGAGAUCUUCAAAAGAGAGUGUGUGAUCUUCCAGAAACCAGUCUACUGCUUUGUUCAUCUGAGCAUUCAGGAGUUUCUGGCUGCAGUCUACAUGUUCCACUGUUUCACCAACAGGAAGACGGAGGUGCUGGAGGACUUCCUGGAAGAUGAAAUGAAUGAAGAGGAGGAAGAUGAUGAUGAGGAUUAUGAUGAAGACUUGUAUUACACAUCUAUAGCUGACUUUUUGCACAUGGGCCUAAAAAAAUCUCUUCAGAGUAAAAAUGGCCACCUGGACCUGUUUGUCCGCUUCCUGUAUGGCCUAUGUCUGGAGUCCAACCAAAUAAUAUUAUGUGGUCUGCUGGGUCAGACAGAGAACAGUCCAGAAGUUAUUGAGAGAAUCAUUAACAACUUGAAGGAGAUGAAAGCUAAGUUUAUUUCUCCUGACAGAAUCAUCAACAUCUUCCACUGUCUGAUGGAGAUGAAUGACCUCUCAGUACAUCAGGAAAUCUUGGAUUUCUUAAAGUCAGAGAACAGAUCAGAGAAGAAACUCUCUGAGAUCCACUGCUCAGCUCUGGCCUACAUGCUACAGAUGACAGAGGAGGUUCUGGAUGAGUUUGACUUGGACGAGUACAACACAUCGUGGGAGGGUAGACUAAGGCUUAUUCCGGCUGUGAGAAACUGCAGGAAGGCUCGACUUUCUGAAUGUUGGCUGUCAGAGACUCACUACAAAGUUGUGGCCUCUGCCCUGAAGUCUGACCCCUCCCACCUGACGGAGCUUGACCUGACAGGAAGUAAACUGCAGGAUUCAAGACUGAAGCAGCUGUCUACUGGACUGGAGAGUCCAAACUGUCGACUUAAAACACUUUUACUUGCUAACUGUGGACUAACAGAGAUCAGUUGUGAUUCUCUGGUCUCAGCGCUGAAGUCUAACCCCUCCCACCUGAGAGAACUGGACCUGAGCAGAAACAACCUGCAGGAUGUAGGAGUGGCAGGACUUUCUGCUAGAUUACAGAGUCCCGACUGGAGACUAGAGACUUUGAGACUAAGGUGCUGCAGUUUGUCAGAGAUCAGCUGUGUUCAUUUAGGCUCAGCUCUGAAGUACAAUUUGUGCUAUCUGAAGGAGUUGGACCUGAGUCAAAACGAGCUACAGGAAUCAGGAGUGGAGCAGCUUUCAGCUGGACUAGAAAGUCCAAAAUGUAGACUGGAAACCUUGAGACUUAAUCACUGUGAACUACCAGGAAGCUGCUGUACAUUUCUGGGCUCAGUUCUGAAGUCAGUCUCUUCCUGUCUGACAGAGCUGGACUUGAGCCACAACAAAUUGCAUGAUUCAGGAGUAAAACUUCUGUCUGCUGGGCUGGAGAGUCCAAACUGUAGCCUGAAGACUUUAAGGCUGAAGGACUGUCUGAUUAUGGAAAAUGGCUGUGCUUCUUUGGCUUCAGCUCUAAAGUCGAAUCCCACCUAUCUGAGAGAGCUAGACCUGAGUCACAACAAACUACAAGAUUCAGGAGUAAAGCUUCUGUCGACUGGGCUGUCGACUCAAAACUCUAGACUUAAGACUCUAAGGAUAAAGGACUGUCAGAUUACAGAUAAAGGCUGCGAUUAUCUGGUCUUAGCUCUUAACUCGACCCAAUGUCCCCUGAGAGUGCUAGAUCUGAGUUUGAACAAGUUAAAGAAAACUGAUGAAGAACUGAAGCUGAUGUUUGGGUUUCUGAAGACAUGUCACUUAAAGACUCUGGUCAGGUUUACAUGAACCUGGAGUAUGGAGGAGGAGACAUCCUUCAUUAAGCUGCCUAUCACCACCCUGAGU